Marmota flaviventris (yellow-bellied marmot) is the source of this 1774-nucleotide messenger RNA. Its product is annotated as serpin B4-like. Gene Ontology annotation, biological process: negative regulation of endopeptidase activity. The record is from RefSeq and is a predicted model, not a curated record. Gene Ontology annotation, molecular function: serine-type endopeptidase inhibitor activity. NCBI's taxonomy places the organism in Eukaryota, Metazoa, Chordata, Mammalia, Rodentia, Sciuridae.
AUUUACUUGAAAGACAACUGAAUUGAUGAGGCAGCCUUUGCAGGAGGAGGAUUAUAUACCCAGGAUCUUCCUUUCACCACAUCAAGGCUCACAGCUCCCAACCACAUCGGCUUCUUCAGGAACACAGGAAUUCCCGACCAUCCAGUCACCAUGAGUUCACUCAGUGUGGCCAACACCAAGUUCACCCUUGACCUGUUCCGGCAGCUGAGGAAGGACGGGGACAACGUCUUCUACUCCCCGGUCAGCAUCCUGUCAGCACUGGCCAUGCUCGACCUAGGGGCCAGGGGGAACACUGCCCUGCAGAUGGAGAAGGUCCUUCAUUUCAAUGAAAUCACAGAAAAAGCAACAAAGAAACCCACAGCCCCUCAUGCGGGAGAGUCAGGAAAUGUGCACCACGAGAUUGAAAAGUUUCUGACUGAAUUAAACAAACCCAGUGAUGCCUACAUCCUGAAGAUCGCCAACAGAGUCUAUGGAGAAAAGGAGUUUCAGUUUCUUCAGGAAUAUUUGGAUGGGAUUAAGAAAUUUUACCUAGCCACUGUGGAAUCCCUUGAUUUCAAAAAUGCUCCAGAAGAAAGUCGAAAGAAGAUUAAUUCCUGGGUGGAAAGCCAAACAAAUGAAAAAAUCAAGGACCUAUUUCCUAGUGGCAGUAUUAACCAAACCACCAGACUGGUUCUGGUGAAUGCAGUCUACUUCAAAGGGCGGUGGGAUAAGGAAUUUAAAAAGGAAUUGACCACAGAAGCAAAGUUCUGGCAGAAUAAGAAUGUGAGCAAAUCUGUGCAGAUGAUGGCCAAAAGCGGGCAUUUUAAUUUUGCCUUCCUGGAGGAUGUGCAGGCCAAGAUCCUGGAAAUACCAUACAAAGGCAAUGACCUGAGCAUGGUCCUGCUGCUGCCCAAUGAAGCAGAUGGCCUGCAGGAGCUUGAAGACAAACUCACUGCUGAGAAGUUAAUGGAGUGGACCAGCCCAGGGAGCAUGGAGAUGACUAAAGUCAAUGUGUGCCUCCCUCGAUUCAAAGUGGAAGAGACCUACGACCUCGUGACCAUAUUGAGAGCCAUGGGGAUGGAGGACGUCUUCUGUCCAAAAAAGGCUGACCUCUCGGGCAUGACAGGGACACAGGGCCUUUCGGUGUCCAAAGUUGUGCACAAGUCCUUUGUGGAAGUGAAUGAAGAGGGCACGGAGGCUGCGGCCGCCACGGGCGUAGUAGUUGAAGUAACGUCCGCCCCAAUGCCCCCUGUUAGUUUUUAUUGUGACCACCCCUUCCUGUUCUUCAUCAAGCAAAAGAAGACCGACAGCAUCCUCUUCUUUGGCAGAGUCUCUUCCCCUUAAGUAGGAUGCCUCUGUCUCUCUUAUGAGGACCAGUCACAGAGCAAAAGGUAAACUGAGGCUGGAAAUAACACGUCCUUUGUAUAUUCAUUUUCUUUUCAGCCUCAGAGUCCCCACUAAGAAUGCGAUGGUUGUAGGAGCCUCUCUUUUCUCUCUUUCUGCACACACAUAUGAACCAGUUUUCUUCUUCUUUUUUUUUUUUCUUAUAAAAAUUUCCUUGGAGAACAAAACGUUCAAUGUGAAGAUUAAAACAAUCCAUACCUCAUCUUCUAAAUUGGACACGAUUGCUUCUGUCCUGUUUUGGAUGAACCAAAGCAAAUCACAUUCUCUUCAAACUCAUCAACCUAGACACCCACUUUUCCUUCAAUUGAGGUGAUAUCUGGGACCCUUCUUAUAUUUCUAAAUUCUGUGAUUCUAUUAAAUCAAUUAGCAAUAAAGGAAUGACCUGCUCAAA